Chiloscyllium plagiosum (whitespotted bambooshark) is the source of this 1904-nucleotide messenger RNA. NCBI's taxonomy places the organism in Eukaryota, Metazoa, Chordata, Chondrichthyes, Orectolobiformes, Hemiscylliidae. The record is from RefSeq and is a predicted model, not a curated record.
CUUACCUGGGAGUACGUCCCACGGAGGGGCGGGCCCGGAUGGAUCACGUGAGCUCCGCCAUUUGUGUUUUGGGAGAAGAGGCGGAAACGGUUAUCUCAGUUCUUGUUUUCCCUGCAGAUAGUUUGGCAGAUAAAGGUGUGAAACAUCAAAUGUCUGAAAGACACGAAUCAAAGGUGAAAACAGAAGAGGAGGAUGAUAUGUCCUGUGGAGACCUGGGUGAUGGCCUUUGCAGGAAACCUGGCGGAAUUUAUGAACAGACACCAGGUGCGGUUGCUGAGACCAUAACAUCCAGACAUGGAUCAGAUGUCGAUGACUCUGUUUUUAGUACAAGUGUAACUGAAGAUGAGAAGAAUGCAAUUACAUCUUCCCACUGGACCAAAUACAGUAAUCUACACAAUUCAUUUCAUAAACUAACAACUUCUGAUGGGACAAGUACAAGCAGGCGGUCGAGCAGCAAUGGCUCACAAGUUGAAAUCUCAAAUGAAGAGUUAAAAGUCAAGCUUCAGGAAGUUGUGGAGGAAGCAGAAUUUCUACGUUGUGAGCUUGAGGUAACACAACAGCAACUUGACGGGAAAUAUGAAGCAUUAAAGAUACUACAGAGUAUGGCUGUGUUUGAUAAAGCUACUGCACAUACAAAGACAUUACUUCAAAAAACAGGCGAACGAAACAAGAUUUUAGAGAAGGAAGUGAAUAUAUUACAGUGGGAAAAUGAUUGGAAAUUGGAUAAAUUUAAGAAUUUGGAACAGAUCUGGAUUGGAAGAUAUGAUCGGAUAUGUAUUGAAAAUGCUGAACUUUCAAAAACUUUGGCGGCAAAAGAUAGUGAGAUUCGGAAUCUUAAAUCAGAAAAUACAAUUUUGAACCAGCAGUGUUCAGAAUUACUUGCAAUGCUUGAUGCAAAGGAUCAGCAGACCUUCCAAAGCACAUUGCCAGUAAAUAAGAAAGGCUUCACUGAAGUUACAACGUUGGAGCUGGGAGUGCUUGGAGCGUGUCACUGUAAUGGUACUGGAGGAGAGCCCUGUGCUUGUGCCAGGAUGGCAGCUGCUACACGGAAACAGCUACUGCAACAGAAGCAAGAGUUUGAUCUUCAGAGAAAGCGAGAGGAAGAGGCCUACAUAGUGGCUGAUGCAUUUAGAAUUGCUUUUGAACAUCAAUUAAAAAGAACAAAUGAUCAAACUCUUCGAAUUAGUGAAGUGGAAAAACUGCAUAGAAAAGCUUCUAAGAAAGGGCUUGUUUGGAAUCAAAUAAAAGAUCCUAUUCAGGGAACAAAAGUGAUUCAUUCAACACUUGGCCAAAAGUUGAAGGGUCUGUUCAGUUCCUCAACAGACCAUAAGAAUUUGGAGGUCUUGGAUGACACGCGGGAGGUGCUAAGGCUACUUAUAGACUUGUUAAAUGAUAAAGAGGAAGCUCUGGCACAUCAGCGGAAGGUUAGCUAUAUGUUGGCCCGACGUGUUGAGGAUCUAGAACGAAAGUCCUUGAGGAAGGAUACUGCAGCAACUGAAAUUUUUAAAGUUGAUCAUUGUCAAAAAAGAUUGCAUGACUUAAAAAAUAAUUCUUUCCUAUCAACUGAUCGAAACCCAAGUGAACACAAGACGGUUUUGAGGACAAACUCUUCCCCUGCAGGUUACUUCAUGGGCAAUUGAAAAUUCAGAAGAAUUUAUUAAAACAGAGCUUGUGGCAAGACGUUUGAUGGAACAAACAUUAGUGCUGAAGCCAAAAAAAUUCCAUGAUGUUUGUUCAUAAAUGUAAGAAGACAUUUUUUCAGAAUGGACAUGAUAUCUAUUUUUUAAAUUAACUUGUAAAAAGACUUAAUAAUUGUUUAAGCCACUUCUAGAGUUAUACAGCAUGGAAACAUAACCUUCAUGCCAACCAUAUUCCCAAAUUAAACAAAUUCCACUUUUUGUUUG